AUGGCCUUUCAGCAGCCCGCACGGCAGCCCGCCCAGAGGGUGACCCGCCCGUCUGUCGCUGCAGAGUCAAGCCAACAGCCGCUCGCAGCUCUUCAGGAGAGAGAGCCCGACCAGUCACAGACAUCAUGGGUACUCUUUUCCCCUCCGACCGACAUCACCACUGCCUCCUACCUGAGCGAAUCUGAACGCUCCGUCGAAACGCCUGGCCGCUCGCGCGUCAGCCUCCACACGGCCGCCAGGUCCUCUCAGACUGACGACUUCCGCUUAUCGCUCGCCUCCUCCGCCGUCGACGACAUCUCGGUCGACGAUGACGCGGAGCUCGACAGCCUCGACAGCCACCUGCCCGAGUUCCGCUCCCAGCCCGGCGAUCACGUCGCCUCUCACAGAAACAGUGUGCACGGCGCCGUGCCCGUCUUUCCCGCCCACGACGGCUUAGGUUCCUUCCGCCUCGACAGACCCGCGCUGGGCCGUGACGCUCAGGAGCAAAUCUACCAGUUUGAGCGCUUCAAUCCCAAGAGAUUACGGGUUGACCAUGAAGAUGCCUUUAUGGAGACAGAUGCCGCUGUCGAUGCCCAAGAGGCGGCCAAGCGUGAACGGAUCGAGGCCUGGCGCUUGGAACACAGCCGCGUGCUCCUCGACGAAGUGCAGCGUGAGACUAGACGUCGCCGCAAGUCGUUCGUUGCCAAGCAUCGCCGCCAAAAGUCUCAGUCUUCCGACGAUAACAUGACCUGGCAUGAUGAUGAUGAUGUCACCGCCACCGAGGCGGCCAGCGAAGACCGGGGCUUCCUCGCCCGAAUCACCCGCACCGUGGUCAAAGACAUUUUCGGCAUCGACGAGAGGCUGCUGGACAUUCUUCUCGGUGAAGCCGUCGUCGACGAUGAUGAUCUAUCCAACACGCCGCGUGCAUCGCAGCUCAACACGGCGCAACCACCAACGUCGCUAGACGAAGAGUCGUGGCAGCUACGUAUUCUCGAGUCGGUCUCGCGCGAGCUAGGCCGGCUCGUCAACCACCUCUCGCCGCACCACCCCGGCGCCUUUUCUACCUACACUCGCAUGCAGCAGAUACCUCUCCCCUAUGCCGGCCUGCCCGCUAUUCCCGAGGCCGCCGACCAAGCCAGCCUCGAUCUUGCCGCCAGUACGCCACCCUCUGCACCUGAGUUCAAGCCCACGAUCAACCGCCACAACACGCAGCCAAUUCCAAUCCCUAUUCCUGGCAAGGCCGCCAGCGACGAGGCCGAGGUAAACGGCGCGUUUUCCAAGGACGAGUGGGAGCGGGAUUUGGAUAUCAAGCUCGUCUUUCGCUACCUCAUCUCGCGCUUCACUUCGCGCAACAACUCUUCGUCAUCGUCAUCGUCCAGCAGCGCACCGGCGCACCUGGCGACGACCAGCAUGCAGGACGCCGCGGCCCGCGUGGCCCGCGUCCGCCAGCACCACCCACUGAUUGCGCGCGCGCGGCCAAUGGAGCGGCGCUCGUUUCGGGCCGUCGUCACCCCGAGCAGUCCCAUUGCGGCGAGGCCGCGCAGCAGCUGCGCCAGCCAGAGCACACGACGGUCGACGCGCCGAAGCAGCACGUCGUCUCGGCAUUACUGGGAUAUCGGCGGCUCUCUCGGCACAGGCUCCAUGGUCGGGCCGCAAGGUCCGACAGGGAGCUGGGGAGAGGUGUGA
This is a messenger RNA of Beauveria bassiana ARSEF 2860, 1665 nucleotides long. RefSeq lists its product as uncharacterized. NCBI's taxonomy places the organism in Eukaryota, Fungi, Ascomycota, Sordariomycetes, Hypocreales, Cordycipitaceae. The transcript has a single exon. The record is from RefSeq and is a predicted model, not a curated record. The coding region runs from base 1 to 1665 and encodes 554 amino acids.